CAGCAGUGAGGCCCUUCCUGUAACAUGGCCGAAGCCACAUGUUCGUGGUAAACAUCUCUGCUCGACUGUAAUAUUUAAAAUCCCGUGUCGCGAUGGAGUCGGAGUCAAACACGCCAGCGGAGGCGAGCGCUGCUAUGGACAGCGACGGAAACACAGACACGUUUGAGAAAGUCAAGUCAAAAAGGACACAUAAACGCAAGCGGGAUGCGACCGAGGUGGACAUGCAGCCUGUAGCGGCCAAGAGACCGCAGUUCCCGGCCUUAUCAGGAGACCAGCUCACGGGAGGAGCUGUGGAGAUGCGGAAGGUGCCCGUUCCCGCUCACCGUUACACUCCUCUGAAAGAGAACUGGAUGAAGAUCUUCACGCCCAUCGUAGAACAUCUGCAGCUUCAAGUGCGCUUCAACCUCAAAAGCAGACACGUGGAGAUUAAAACGUGCAGAGAAACGUCAGACAUCGGCGCCCUGACCAGAGCUGCGGACUUCGUGAAGGCCUUCGUUUUGGGCUUUCAGGUGGAGGAUGCUCUUGCUCUGAUCAGAUUAGACGAGCUGUUUCUGGAAACCUUUGAUAUCACGGACGUCAAACCUCUGAAAGGAGAUCAUUUAUCCAGAGCCAUCGGGAGGAUAGCGGGGAAAGGAGGAAAAACCAAGUUCACCAUCGAGAAUGUGACGAAAACCAGGAUCGUGCUCGCAGACACGAAGGUUCAUAUUUUGGGAUCUUUCCAGAACAUCAAAAUGGCCCGGACGGCAAUAUGCAACCUCAUUCUCGGAAGUCCUCCGUCGAAGGUGUACGGCAACAUUCGAGCGGUGGCCAGCCGAGCGGCCGAGAGGUUUUAACACGCAGCUCACGGACUGAUGCACAAAUAACCAUUGACAUUAUGACUGCCACGUCGGCCUGGUCGUGCGUGAGAGAGGGAUACGCCAGCACCCGGAUCUUCACAUAAUAAACACUUCACCAAUGAAAAUCAGACGCGUGUGGAGCCAAUAAUAAAGUUGUACGUGUUUAUUGUUUCA
This is a messenger RNA of Puntigrus tetrazona (Sumatra barb), 1010 nucleotides long. It is a transcript of the gene pno1, whose product is annotated as partner of NOB1 homolog. The transcript has 7 exons. Gene Ontology annotation, cellular component: nucleolus. Lineage: Eukaryota; Metazoa; Chordata; Actinopteri; Cypriniformes; Cyprinidae. Gene Ontology annotation, molecular function: RNA binding. The coding region runs from base 93 to 833 and encodes 246 amino acids. The record is from RefSeq and is a predicted model, not a curated record.